UCAUGGGGCCCCCGGGCAAUAGGGGAUCAUGGGGCCCCUGUGUCCUUGCCCAAACUCAAAAAAGCCUAGGAAAAAGGUACCAGGGGCAUCUCAUGGGGCAUCCUACUGACCCCGGGCCCUCGGGCAGUGCCCGAGUUUCCAAAUGGUCAGUCCGCCCCUGGGGUUAACCAAAAUAACAGGAGCUACAUAUAAACUCUAUUACAAUAAACAGGUUCACCUACUAACAUACCACAAGGUCACCACUAUACAAGCACACCAUUAUGCAAAGUAGGACCAUAAUGAUAAAACCCCUGCAAUCAUCCAAAUAUAACAAAAG
Staurois parvus is the source of this 316-nucleotide messenger RNA. Lineage: Eukaryota; Metazoa; Chordata; Amphibia; Anura; Ranidae. The record is from the annotation of a GenBank genome assembly.